Messenger RNA from Ctenocephalides felis (cat flea), 1661 nucleotides. RefSeq names its product UDP-glucuronosyltransferase 2B20-like. The transcript is spliced from 6 exons. Lineage: Eukaryota; Metazoa; Arthropoda; Insecta; Siphonaptera; Pulicidae. The record is from RefSeq and is a predicted model, not a curated record. Bases 96 to 1595 code for a protein of 499 amino acids. Gene Ontology annotation, molecular function: UDP-glycosyltransferase activity.
UAACAAUUUUUGCAUUAUUUAUAAUUAACACAAAAUGUGAUAAUAAAGUUGUUAAAAAAAGUGAAACGAAAUUCAAAGGAAACAUUUUAUGUCUGAUGACGAUUGCGUCACCCAGCCACCAUAUAUGGAAUCGUUCAUUAAUGGAAGCCUUAGCGGCCAAAGGCUACAACAUAACAGCCUUAAGCGUCGACAUAGACAAAGAGCCAGCGGCCAACCUGCACUACAUUCUCAUAGAAGACGUUUACAAAGCCCUCUACGAAGAAGAAAACUUCGACCUGAUCGAAUACGCCUCUCUAGGAAUCUACUCCAGCAUCUCCGACCUCAUGAAAUACUUUGCCAUCUCGAACCGCGCCAUUUUGAGAUCUCAGGGUCUCCAAACCCUCCUACGCUACCCCAAUGAUUUCCACUUCGACUUGGUAAUAUACGACUACAGCUCCUUCCCAAGCAUCCUUGGUAUCCUCCAAAAAUUCAACAACCCUCCCGUGGUUGGCGUCAGCGCUUUCAUGAACCCUCCAAACACCUACGACGCAUCUGGCAACCCCAUUUUUGCCUCUUUGAAACCUUACUAUGCAACCACCUUCACGCCUGUGAUGAAUUUCUGGGAGAGGUCCUUGAAUCUGUUCUACUACGUGGUCGAUAAUUGGGCGAGGAAGAAGGAUGUGGAGGGUGCACAGGAGCUGAUGGAGAAGGUUUUUGGAAAAAGCGCUGGAAACGCAAGGGAGUUGGAGAGGAGGAUCGAGUUGUUUUUGGUCAACGUGCAUCCUUCGAUAGAUGUUCCUGAACCGCUGCUGCCUAACGUCAUACCUGUCGGGGGGUUACAGGUUAAGCAACCUAAAGAGGCACCACAGGACAUCAAACGGUUCAUAGAGUCUUCCAAAAAGGGGGCCGUUCUGUUCAGCCUCGGUUCAAAUGUUAAGAGCGAAAUGUUAGGAGACGAACGUAUUCGAAUGUUCAUAAAGGCGUUUGCAAAAUUCCCCGAUUAUCACUUUUUAUGGAAAUUCUCCAACAAGGACAAAUUGGAUUUGCCUAAAAAUGUCUUGCUGCAAGACUGGAUGCCUCAAAACGACAUAUUAGGGCACCCGAAAACUGUUCUCUUUAUGACCCAUGGUGGUCUCUUGAGCACCCAGGAGUCUCAUUGGCACGGGGUACCCAUGUUGGGAAUACCAUUCUUCGCAGAUCAACAUACGAAUAUGAAACGUUCGAUAGAUGCUGGAGUAGCUGAAAAAUUGGACAUCUUUAAUUUAUCUGAGGAAGCUAUCAUUGCCAAAUUGUCGAGGAUGCUUUCUGAACCCAGUUAUCAAGAAAAAAUGACCAUCAGAUCCACUCUCUUCCGAGAUCGCCCUCAACAUCCACUACAAGAAGCAGUUUGGUGGUGCGAAUACGUACUAAGGCACAAGGGGGCACCGCAUUUGAAGUCUCAAGCAGUAUCUAUGUGCCCCUUUGCACUGUUUAUGUGGGACUUGCUUCUAGUUUGGCUAGGAGUCUUUUUAGGAGCCCUAUUUUUAGUAUUUUAUGGAAUUAAGAAGAUCUGUUGUGGGAAGGAGAAAGAUUUGAAAGCUAGCGAGGUGUUGAGGAAGGUGAAGAAGACGAAUUAAUAAAUAAAUAUAUAUAUAUAUAUAUAUAUAUAUAUAUAAAUAUAUGUAUAUAUAAUUAUGAUAUUA